Messenger RNA from Fundulus heteroclitus (mummichog), 1007 nucleotides. Its product is annotated as B-cell receptor CD22-like. NCBI's taxonomy places the organism in Eukaryota, Metazoa, Chordata, Actinopteri, Cyprinodontiformes, Fundulidae. The coding region runs from base 14 to 958 and encodes 314 amino acids. The transcript has 6 exons. The record is from RefSeq and is a predicted model, not a curated record.
AACUCUCAGUCUGAUGGCAGCUCUGUCUGAAAGCGUGCUGACAGUCAACAUGUUCUUGAGUGUCUUUUUUCUUCCAGAUUCUCCUUGGAGUCCCAGCAUUAACAUCCCCGCUGAUCUGAAGGAGCAUCAGUCUGUCACUAUCAGCUGCUCAGCUUUGACUCCCUGUCCACACUCACCUCCUGAACUCACCUGGAAUCUCCAACAAGACUCUCACAGACAAACAGAGAAAAACACAGAGGGAACCUUUACAACUAAAAUCCAGGAGACCAUCACUCUGUCAGACACACAUGAUGGAUACAACAUCAGCUGUUCUGCCACAUAUCCUGUGAAUGGAGGAAGCAAGACAGCAGAGACAGAAGUGACUCUCAGUGUUUCAUAUGCUCCUAGAGACACCUCAGCAUCCAUCAGUCCAUCAGGUUUGGUGUCAGCAGGUAGCUGGGUGGAGCUGAGCUGCUCCAGCAGAGCCAAGCCUCCUGCCAGCUUCACCUGGUUCAGGAACAGUAAACAUGGAACCUUUAAUGUAUUUGUGGGGCAGGUCUACAGCUUCAAUGCUACUGAGGGAGGAGAGUAUUACUGUGUGGCUACAAAUGAUCUGGGUCAUCAGAAAUCCUCAGUGAUCCUUCUUAGUGGUGGAGCAAAAGAAUUUCCCUACUGGGUCUCAAUUGUAAUUGGAGUCAUUUUGUUAACCUCCCUGGUUCUUUCUGUCUGGUGCUUUAAGUCCAAACGUUCAACUCCGCAACAGAUCCAGAGUCAAACAUGUGAGGAGGAUGCAGUUCAAAUGGCAGCCAGUGUAACAAAGGAAGAACUUCAUUAUGGGGACAUGACUUUCUUCCAGAGGCGACCUAAAACUUCCUCCGUCUCAGUGCAGGAUGGAGGACAGCAGGAGUCGGUGUACGCUCAGGUCAAAGUGUCUGCUGACAGUCCAGAAGAUCUCUAUGCACGAGUGAAGAAGACAUAACUUCUGUCACUGUUGUGUGAUUACAUGAGAGAAUUAAAACAUUUUUUUA